This is a messenger RNA of Acanthosepion pharaonis, 2745 nucleotides long. NCBI's taxonomy places the organism in Eukaryota, Metazoa, Mollusca, Cephalopoda, Sepiida, Sepiidae. The record is from the annotation of a GenBank genome assembly.
AUGGCCUCUCGCCUAUCACAGUAUGGUGGCCAUAGCAAUGAUCCCCAAACUCUAUGGUCAAAGCAGCAGCAGCAGCAGCAACAGCCUCACCACCCGCCUCACCACCCUCCACACCACCCUCCUCACGCUAAUGCCCGAGAGGCAUCAACCUAUCAAGUCAUUAAAAGAGAUGAGCUCGAUCAUCGUCCAGUGUCUGUAACAAGCCAUACAUCAAGUGAAACAGAAGACUCACAAAAUCGUGACAGUUUAACCACUGUCCUUCUCCCGUCAUCCCCUCUGGCAUCCUCAGUUAAACUGAACAAGAGGGACCAGGUAGCCAUCGACCUCUCCUCCUUGCCAGACAUCAGCACAGAGCGGGCCCGUUUCAGGACACUUGAAGAAAGCAGGCGUCAAAUCUUUACAAAACGAUUCCCCAGCGCGCCUUACAAACCGAUCAAGCCCCUGACACGGAAGCCGUUCUGCGCGUUGUUUUGGAAGAGUGUGCUCGUUUUCUUUGGUGCACUGCUCACUUUCUUUCCUGUCUAUGCGUUCCUUAUUGCUUUCUUCCCGAUUUGCGUGUUCCUCAAGAUGGUUUUGGCUUCUUGCUGUUGCUGCUGCCAGGACUCACACGCAUGCACAUGCUGCUGUGCUACACACUUGACCCCGCAGGAGAAGAUGUGGCUGCGAUCACCGCCUUUGAACAGCGCUGUCAUCCAGAGUCUGCUUAUUGUCGAGCAAGGCCUGGACACGCCCACCAUCAAGGAUCUUCUCUACACUCGCUUGAUCAUUGCCGAGAAGCGACGCAAUCAUGCCACUUUCCCGCGGCUCGUUCAAAAAGUCGUGCCUUACUGUGCAGGCUAUGCAUGGGUGUAUGACGAGGAUUUCAAUCUAGAAAAUCAUAUUCAUACUCUUUCGGACUUCAUCCACACGGAGGAAGAACUGCAGGAUUUUGUCUCUGAGAUGGCCAGUAAAGAGCUCAAUAUGAACCACCCUCUCUGGGAGGUGCAAAUCAUACACAACUUUGGUCCGAGCAGGGAAACACUCAUUCUCUUCCGCAUCCAUCCUUGCUUGGCCGACGGCACAAGCCUUGUUCAUGUGUUCUUAAAAGCGUUUGUUGAUAACCAGCCAAACUUCGGCCCGGCUCGGAAGUUCGCAAAAGGCCGCGUUUGUCUGAAUUAUCUAUGCGGCUUCCUACUAGGGCCGUUGAUAUUCUUACGGAAGUGGCUCUGCACGAACUCGGACUUCAACCUGCUACACGGGAACCACGUGCAUUUGUCUGGCCGGAAAAUUGUGGCCUGGUCGCAGCCGUUCAACCUAUCGGUGGCGACUCGCGUAAAACAGAUUGCUAGAUGCACUUUGAACGAUCUUUUCAUGUCACUUGUAGCCGGCGGUCUGCGUUCAUAUCUACAACAGAACGGCAUUGGUAACCCAUACAACCUCAAGUGUAUCAUUCCUGUCAACCUGCGAACGCACACAAACAACCUGAGUGCCCAUUAUGUCUUUAUCAACAGCUCCAUUCCAACCAAUACCGAAGGUGCCAUCCCUCGUCUUUGGAGGGUCAAAUGUAGCAUGAACGAAUUCAAAUCAUCGUCAGAGCACCUGGUGUUAAACGGAGCUACGUGGGUUACUAGCCACAUGCUGCCCGAGAGUUGGCACAAUCGUAUAUGGUCAGGAAUUAAUAACCAUUGCACAUGCCUGAUCUCUAAUAUGGCAGGGCCUGAAAAUAUGCUGACCUUGGACGCUAAGGUGAUACGCAGUAUCAUGUACUGGAUGCCGACACCUGACCAAGUGCCCAUAUCUGUAUCUUUUUUCACCUACGCUGAACAGUUACGAAUGUCUGUGAUAGGGGACCGUUCUGUGCUUCCCAACCCAGAGUUCCUUACCAAGUAUUUUGUGUUUCAGUUACGCCAACUGUCCAACUUAGUUGCCCAUCGUCGAGUGCCUGGGGAACAGAUUUGUCAGAGGCUGGAGAACAUGCACCUCUGUGAGACAUCGGAAGACAUGUCUGUCCACCAACCACACUACAUCUGUCUGUCACGUACUUGGUUCAAAAAUCUUUUAUUAUUUUAUCCUCUAUUUUUUAUUUCUUUAAUUUGCUCCUUCUCUUUCUCUUUCUUCUUCUCUUUCUUUUCUUUUCUUCUUCUUUUUCUCUUUCUUUUCCUUUCUUCUUUGUCUCUUUCUUUUCUUUUCUUCUUCUUCUUCUUCUCUUUCUUUUCUUCUCUUUCUUUUCCUUUCUUCUUCUUCUCUUUCUUUUUCACUUUCUUUUCCUUUCUUCUUCAUCUCUUUCUUUUCUUUUCUUCUUCUCUUUCUUCUUAUUCUUCUCUUUCUUUUCUUCUCUUUCUUUUCUUCUCUUUCUUUCUUUCUUUCUUUCUUCUUUUUCUUAUCUUUCUUUUCCUUUCUUUUUGUCUUUUUCUUUCUUAUUUUUCUUCUCUUUCUUUUCCUUUCAUCUUUUUCUUCUUUCUUUUCUAUUAUUUCUUCAUCUUCUAUUUACUUCUCCUCUUUCAACCUUCUUUAUAUUUCUUGCUUCCUUCUCUCUUUUCUCCUCUUUUCCUCCUCCUCCUCCUCUUUUCUUUAUCCUGUCUUUUUCUAACAAUAAGUCUUUUCUUUCUUCUUUUUUCUUCUUCUUCUUCUUCUUCUUCUUCUUCUUUCAAUCUUCCCUUCUCAUUCAUCUUUUAUCUAAUCUUCUUUUUCUUCUUCACCUUUAAUCCUCACUCUUUCCACUUCUUUCUCCUCUUUUCUUAUUCUUCCCAUUCUCUUCCUCUUUAA